Messenger RNA from Ceratina calcarata, 6020 nucleotides. RefSeq names its product ecotropic viral integration site 5 (gene Evi5). The record is from RefSeq and is a predicted model, not a curated record. Gene Ontology annotation, molecular function: GTPase activator activity; small GTPase binding. Bases 574 to 3240 code for a protein of 888 amino acids. Gene Ontology annotation, biological process: regulation of GTPase activity. The transcript has 11 exons. Lineage: Eukaryota; Metazoa; Arthropoda; Insecta; Hymenoptera; Apidae.
CGUUUCCAGUACGCGUUUGGCGAUCCUACUGUGCCAGUUUGAUCGGAAAAGGGAACGAGAUAAAAUCAACAUCGAUUGACCAAUUAACCGGCGGUCGUCGUCGGGCGAUCGUGUCCCCGGCUGCCUUUAGAAACUGAUCGUUAUCUCUGUGUGAUACCGUGAUAUUACUCCCGGUUAGACAAUCUUCGUCACCUGCCGCCGCCGGCUCUUGAUCCCGGUUCUCGUCUUUUCUGGUCAGAUGCACACUCGUUUGUCGUGGUAAACGAUCGAUUAGCAGAUCGUUUCGAAUCUUACGUAACCGGGUCUUCGAUAAUUGUAUGUUUACAUUUUUAUUUGGAGUUGGAUCAAACGCCAUAGGAGUAAAAUUGGGAAACUGUUCAUAUCGCGUUUUGCCUGCAAAGACUAUUCCCAGAAAAGGAUGUCUAUGAGCCAGACGCGUGCAACGCGACAAAUCGUUGGAAAGUCGUACGCUGCGACCAGCGUUUCGUGGAAAGAUCGAAAGUAAUCGGAACGACGGGGUUGAAACGGUCCGGUCGAAAGUUUCGCGAGCGAGACCGAAGAGAAAAUUUCUCAAUGGUUCUUCGUGGUUUGCUGGCACCAGCGGCGGCGCGAUGGACUCGGAAUAAAUCGUCGAAAAGAGGCCAAGAGAAACAGGCAGCCGGACAAUUAGGAUUAUCGCGUUAUGGACCGCAGGUGAUGAGCGUGUUGUGUUUAUGCACCACUGUACCCCAGACCGGUCGAAACAGCAACCAGGCCAGCAAGAUACUUCCGACCACGCCGCCGAUCCCAUCCGAGGAAGAGAGGAUAAACUCGUCGCAGGAAAUACCCACCGACGAGCUGGCUCUAUUAGCUAAGCUGGAGGAAGCCAAUAGGCUUAUCGAAUCGGAUGCAAAAUCGUUGAACUCGCUCCAAAGCAAUCACAGUAGGAAAGGUUCGGACACAUCUCAAGUGUCGGUGGCGUCGGGGAGCAGUGCAGGCAACGGCGAUGCUGCACCCCGACGCCACACCUCGGCGGAUGGCGAGGAAAAUACGUGGACCCUUUGGGGUCACAUCGUCGCUGAUUGGGAUUAUCAUUGGAAGAAGAGGAAAGAGUUCGUCAAAGAGUUAGUACGUCAAGGAAUACCUCAUCAUUUUAGAGGUAUUGUUUGGCAACUAUUAAGCGGUGCUCACGACUCUCCUGUGAAAAAGCAAUUCGCUGAGUAUAUCAAGGCCACGUCCGCUUGCGAAAGGAUAAUCAGGAGGGACAUAGCCAGGACGUAUCCUGAGCACGAUUUCUUUAAGGAGAAGGACGGCCUUGGUCAGGAGAGCCUGUUUAAUGUUAUGAAAGCUUAUAGCCUUCACGAUCGUGAAGUGGGAUACUGUCAAGGUUCGGGAUUUAUUGUAGGAUUACUCCUUAUGCAGCAAAUGCCAGAGGAGGAAGCUUUCGCUGUACUGGUAGCGCUUAUGCAAGAGUAUCGUUUGCGAGACAUGUUCAAGCCAAGUAUGGCUGAAUUAGGGGUGUGCAUGUAUCAGCUAGAACAUUUAGUUGCUGACACGCAUCCCGAGUUACACGCUCAUUUCACGGCUCAAGGUUUUCACACCUCGAUGUACGCGUCCUCUUGGUUUCUUACGCUUUUUACAACAGCGCUCAGCCUGCCGCUGGCCUGUCGCAUUUUUGACGUAUUUCUGUCCGAGGGCAUGGAAAUUAUUUUCAAAGUCGCGCUGGCCAUGUUGCAUUUAGGCAAGGAAGAUUUAUUGAGCUUGGAUAUGGAGGGCAUGUUGAAGUUCUUUCAGAAACAGCUACCUGGGAAAGCCGAGAGAGAUCCCGAUGGCCUUAUGAAUCUUGCUUAUGGUAUGAAAAUAAACCCGAAAAGAAUGAAGAAACUAGAGAAAGAUUACACCGUGCUGAAAAUGAAAGAGCAAGAAGAGAUGGUCGAGCUUCGGAGGCUUAGGGCCGAGAAUAGGUUGCUGAGACAAAGAACGGAGCUCCUGGAGGCUGAGUCUGCUGAAUUGGCGGACAGAUUAGUCAGAGGUCAGGUUUCCCGCGCGGAAGAGGAGGAAACCGCUUUUGUUGUACAAAGGGAAUUAGCAGCUCUCCGACAUACGCAUCUCGAGACCAGUCACCAACUGGAGCAAGCUCACGAAGAACUGAGAUCCUUAUCGCUGUUGCUAGAAGAGAACGUGACAUCGAAACAAUCUUCGUUGGACGAAAUUUUAUCGAAACAGGAAGCGUUGUCGCAGAAGGAGGAAAUGAUACAGUGUUUGCAAGAGGAAUUAGUGAGGGUCCGGCUGCACGAAGCGGAGAACGAUGCAACGAUAAGAGAAUUAAGGGCGAGAAUACAAGAGCUCGAGCAAGAUAAAAAGACGUUGCGUGAAUCGACGCCGGAUAAUUCCGUGGCUCAUUUGCAAGAAGAAUUGAUAGCCGUAAAAUUGAGAGAGGCGGAGGCUAAUCUUUCAUUGAAGGAUCUACGGCAGAGAAUGAUGGAAUUGAGUAGCGCUUGGCAAAGACAUCUGCAGGAGCAUCGUUCCGCUCAAAAUCAACCGGCGAGCGAUUCCACGCCGAAGAAACUCCUAUUUUGGGAGAACAGGGGCCACGAGGUUCAAAAGUACGAGGAGGACUUGAUGACGACCCGAAUCCGGGAGAUGGAAGCUUUGACGGAAGUGAAGGAGCUUAGACUGAAAGUGAUGGAGCUUGAGACUCAAGUGCAGGUCGCGACGAAUCAACUCCGACGACAAGACGAGGGAGGGAAGGUGGUGAAAGAGGAAUUGGAGGCUGCCUUAGCUAGGGAGAAGGAACUCACUGCCAAACUGCGUGAGCAACAACACAAGUAUUCCGAUUUGGAGUCGAAAAUGGAGGACGAGGCUAUGAUGGCUAGAAUACGCGACGCGGAGCACGCGCAGCAAGUGGCAGAACUCACCCAAAAGAUAUCUCUUCUUGAAUUAAAAAACGAAGAGAUGCACGCGGAAGGUGAACUUAGGAAUAAUUUAGACGACAGUGAGAGAGUGAGAGAACUACAGGACAAAGUUGCAGAAUUAAAAGCUGAGGUCAUGAGGCUAGAAAAUUGGGAGCAACGUUGGACUGGUCACGGUGGUCAAAACGUGAGAAGUUUCAGUGUCGAGACUGAGAGCGAGCUGGACGAUCGAGAUCUCAGAAUUUGUUUACAGGAUCAUAUCAAUUCGACGACACAAAACUCACCCGAGAUUAAUGAAAGUGAAAGUGAAACCGAACGAGAUAAUCGGGAGUACAGUUGUAAAACUUAAAUAGCCCGGAUAGCUCGUUCCUUAUAGCGACUUCCUACGACGUGAUAAUUACUUCCAACGUAAGUAGUUGUGCAGAUCAGAACGUCAAUUUGCUUCGUACACGAUUUUUUCCUUUGUCUUCAUUCACUAUGUCUCUUUUUUUUUUCUUUUUUGUUUUCAGCUUACUCGAACCCUUAACGAUCCAUUCUCGGUCCUCCGCUAUAAUCUUGUGUAUUUUGACGUGGUGUAAGAACUAAUGUAAAUAACCGGGAAGUACAUAUUUACUUUUACAGAUGAACAGCUGAUCGAUAAGGAACAGCUAUUUGAAAAGUAGGCAUUUCCGGUUCUUUUAGUUCUUGUAUUGCUUACUUUUGUUUUAUUGCAAUCAAAAGUAUUCGUUUACUUAACGAGCAAAUAGCGAUGCUUAUGCUCAUUAGUAUAUUUCUUUUUAAAAAAAUUAUAUAUUUAUAUAAAGUAUUCUCGAAGAGCAAUGAAAAUAGAUAUAUAAUUUAAUAACGAAAAUUUUAUUAAGUAUUAAUCUUUCUUUAGGCUAUAUAUCUUCGACGUAUUUUUUGUUCUCUACUAUUGAAAAAUGCAAUGUUUUAGUAUGUACUUAGGAACGAUAGAAGUUCGAAAGAAUUUUAUUGCUCAGAUAAAUGGAGUAGAGAUUUGAGAGAAGCAAUAUUUAAUAAUUAUCAUAAUUAAUAUUCGUAGGUGCGUGUUUUUCAUGUCGUUUGUUGUCGUGGAUGAUUUUUUAUUGUUUUAAGUGUAACGCGUAUAUGUAUACCGGAAUUGUUUUUGAAAAUUUCUAUCGGAAGUAUACAUUCUUAGAAUGACUUACGAUUCUUCUUACACGCUGGAACGUUAAGGGUUGAACGCGUUUACAGAUUUUCGCUUUGGCCUAAAUUGUAAUCUACAGUAUUCUAUUUUUUUUUAUUUUUCACAAAUAAUUGGCACAAGAAUCGCGAAAAUUGAUAGUACUGCACUAAACACGAAAAACAUUGUUGAACAAUCGAAAGUGUUUGCUUUCGUGCACGUUUGGUGAAUAUAACAGCAUGCGUUCUUUGCAAAAUUGUAGAAUCUCAUUGACGAAAUAAAUUCUAUUGAAAUACAAACAUUUCUUAGCAGAUGAAAAAGCUCGACGAUUAAGAGUUUCUACUUGGUUCAACGCAGACACUCAACAUUCACUUUUUCAUACGCUUUUCAGCUAUGUUAUGUAAAAAUGAAAUAAAAAAAGUAAUUUAUUAUUGUUGCAAAAUCUAGCUUCAUAUUGUUGGGGAAGACAAAAAUUAUUGACAUUUUAACAUUCAGUCUUUUAACUAUUCGUUAAUUGACUAUUUUUUUAAAUAUUUGAACUGUUCCCCAUAGCGAUUCAACAUUUUUCAGCAAAAUGAGAAAGUAGAGAGUCGAUACAUCGUAUUGCUCUUACAGAGUAUGAAAUUUUUAAAGAACCAUUCCGCGUAGCAGACUACCUAAUUUUUAAUGAAUUAGAGGUACGCUAAAGUAACGCUUAAUGGCACAAGCUCAAAUUUAUUACUAAGAAUGGCUUAGUUUCUCAUCUUUUCAGAUAUAUCAACAUGUUUCUUUCAUCUAAAAAAAAAAGAAGGAGAAUCGUUACGAAUAAUUUCGAUACUGCCUGAUAUUGUUCCAACCGAAUGGAUUUAAUUAUGUAAAACGAAUAUAGAGAAUAUCGGUCAAAAAUCUCUCCUGCAUUAAUGGAUGUGUGAUUAUCUAAAAAUUAGCUUUAACGCAAAGCAUUUCAUAAUUAGUAAUAUAAUUUCGUAAAUAGUAUCGCAAUUAGUAAACAAAAAAUGCGAUUAACCUGCGGAUCAUUAAAGUCUAAGAAUUGUAUAAAUAAUUUAAUUAAAACUUCUGUGUUGAACAUGAAAGAAUUGUGAUAUGUAUGUGUAUACAAGAAUAUUUGUUGUUUUAAACAAUUGACCAGAGAAUGUACGUGAAAUGUUUCAUCUAUGUUUCUUCUUUUUUACCGAGCAUAUAUUAUAUUGCUUGUCGAGUAUAACGAUCGAGAUUGAUGCGCGGCUAUUUACGGAGAUCAGUGAAUCAAUCGAUUCCUUGUAAGCGUUCGAGCAUAUUAUUCAAUGGUUUGGUACGAAGAACUGUAAUAUAAUUUGUAACGUGAAAUAUUAUACCCCUGCUACUGUGUAUGAAACAUAAAACUUGUCUGCAAUUCUUCAUAUCUUAAAUAUGUCGCUAUCGUCAAUCAAUGUUCGUCGGAAUACCUACUCAGACGAUACGUAAUAUCUAACAUUCGUCGUUGAAAAUUGAAUUCUUUAAUCGGAACAUAAUUACGCAGUAUUUUCUCUGAAUCCCGAUUAAGAUUAUUAAUAAUCCGUUUACAAAUUUAUCGGCAACAAUCGAUUGGUCAGCAACUUUUGUCGACAAAGGGGAGGUACCGGAACUUCUUUCUUAGCUCGAAAGAUACGCGAGCGAUGAAUAAUAAAGUAUAGCUUAUUAAUAAUUUUUCAUUUGUCCCGUACUACGCGUUUGUAUCUCGUGAAACUAUUGUUAAACUCUAUUCGUUAUUCUACAAUACAACGACUCUGAAUACAUAAUACACUUCGGUAUCUUAUUACUAUGAAUCGUACAUAAAUAUUAUUGUAUACAUUCGGCGAACUUAAAUUGUAUUACAAGAAGCAUUUGUUAGAAAUUUUUCCAAUUGUUAUAUACAAGAUCAUCCGGCAAAUGACACGCACACUAUGGACAACGAUACGAAUUUGUCAUGAACAUUAUGGGGAAUAUUAUAACAUCAGGAGUAAAUAAAUUUUUAUUCACUUUUAAAA